This is a messenger RNA of Sclerotinia borealis F-4128, 1272 nucleotides long. The record is from the annotation of a GenBank genome assembly. Lineage: Eukaryota; Fungi; Ascomycota; Leotiomycetes; Helotiales; Sclerotiniaceae.
AUGACUAAAAUCAUCCUCUCCAUAAACUCCGGAUCCUCCUCUAUAAAAAUCUCCGUCUUCUCCGCCACCAGCAGCGACCAACCACCCACCCCCCUCGCCGAAACCCAAAUCGACGGACUCACCUCCCCACCCCCAACCCUCACCUACAUGCGCUCUGGAACCUCUAUCCACAAACACCUUCCACUCACCCAAGACAUUCCCGAUCAAAAAGCCGCCUUCCAAUACCUCCUCGACCUCCUCCUGCACGAUUCUUCCUUCCCACAAAUCACCCACGUCAGCGACAUAUCCCUCGCCAGCCACCGCGUCGUCCACGGCGGGGACUACCAAACCAGCAAACUAACCACCCACGAAACCUACCAACACCUCUCAGCCCUCUCUGAUCUCGCUCCCUUACACAACGCCUCCGCACUCUCCAUAAUAUCCCACUGCAUAUCCGUCCUACCCUCCACCCGCAACAUCGCCGUAUUCGACUCUGCAUUCCAUGCUUCGCUGCCCGCCCAUAUCUCCACAUAUCCCAUUAAUCAAACGAUUGCGCGCAAGAACGGGUUGCGAAAAUAUGGGUUUCAUGGGAUAUCCUAUGCGUUUAUCACGCGCAGCGUAGCAGAGUUUCUGGGCAAGGAGGAGGCGGAGACGAAUAUUAUUGCGUUGCAUUUGGGGAGUGGAGCGAGCGCGUGUGCAGUGAAGGGGGGGAAGAGUUGGGAUACUAGUAUGGGGUUGACGCCGUUAGCGGGAUUACCUGGGGCGACUAGGAGUGGGAGUUUGGAUCCUAGCCUAGUAUUCCACUACGCCACCAACGUCGGCAAGCUCUCCCCCAACUCCACCACCUCCCUACACAUAUCCCGCGCCGAAGAAAUCCUCAACAAAGAAUCCGGCUGGAAAUCAUUAACCGGCACCACGAAUUUCGCCACCAUAACCACAUCCGCCUGUUCCAGCUCUCCGGACCCCAAAAUGAAACUCGCAUUUGAUAUAUUCGUGGAUCGAAUCUUGAGCUACAUAGGUCAUUAUUAUGUAUCACUGCAUGGGAAUGUCGAUGCGUUGGUGUUUGCAGGGGGGAUUGGGGAGAAGAGCGAGGUCUUGAGGAGGAGGGUGGUGGAGGAGGUGGGGUGUUUGGGGUUUGAGAUUGAUGAAAAGGCGAAUGGGAGGGAGAUGAGGGGAGUGGUGCAGGAUGUGGGGAAGGAGGGGGCGAGGCAUCGGACGUUGGUUUGUCGGACGGAUGAACAGUUUGAGAUGGCGAGACAUUGUGUGGUUGAUAAAGAACUAUUUGGUGAAUGA